UUUAAUACCGCACGACCAAUUGACGUUGCCCCCUCACACAUAAAUUAAUAUAACGUCCUUCACCUAAUAUUCAUCCAACAAACAAUGGCUUCGAUCGCAAGAUUGCUGCGGCUCGACCACUUCGAGCCCGACAGGAUCGUGACCUCGAACCUGGUCCGCCCUCUCACGCUCGCCAUCCUCCGCGGUCUUUUGUGCCUGUACUGCCUGAUCGUCAUCGUCUCGGUCUGGGCGACUAGCGAGUCGGCAUCGGGAUACCUCAUGUUCUUUACAAACCUCACCUACUUUGGACUGAACGCAUACCUCGUCUGCUCCACUCUUUGGUCGAUCGGCUAUUUGAGACAACCCACCCCCGAGCGGGCUCAAUGGCUUAAAAACCGUUCCCCAUGGUGGGGCUACGCGCACUGGCUGCUCUACUCCACCGUCGUAACCUUCCACAUCGUCGUCCCGAUCGUCUUCUGGACCUUGCUCAGUACUGGCGCGCACAUGUCGACCUUCGGCUCUUGGCAGAACGCGUCCGUCCAUGCCGUGGACGGUGUCUGCGCAGUUUUUGAACUGAUCUUCAACCGGCAUGUCCUCGAACCCGUUCACGCGUUCGUCGUGACCGGAGUGAUGCUCUUGUACAUGUUCCUGACGUUCGUGGUCCACAAGACGAAGGGUAUUUGGGUGUACCCGUUCCUGAACUGGGACCAGGGCGCGAUUGCAGUGGCGUAUUAUCUGGGCAUUGCGCUCGGACUGCUGAUUAUCUUCUUUGUGUUGUUGGUGUUGCACAGGUGCAGGAACAGGUGGUUGGCGGGACGUUGUGAGCGCGUAAACCACGAUCAGCAGCUAGAGUCGCUUCAACGCCAGGAUCAUCAACAACACCAGGAUGUGGAAAAGACGGGGCCCUAAGAUCGGUCCUUGGAGGAAUAAAGAGACACAAAAUUUUAUCAAUAUCUUUGUGCGCUC
Messenger RNA from Gamsiella multidivaricata, 945 nucleotides. RefSeq lists its product as uncharacterized. The record is from RefSeq and is a predicted model, not a curated record. Gene Ontology annotation, cellular component: membrane. The coding region runs from base 85 to 888 and encodes 267 amino acids. Lineage: Eukaryota; Fungi; Mortierellomycota; Mortierellomycetes; Mortierellales; Mortierellaceae. The transcript has 2 exons.